AGGGUAGAUUAGGUUUGGUACAAGGGGAUUCAUCCAUGAGAAUUACUGUGAAGUUUUGACAAAGCUCAGCUCCGCACUUGGCCUCUCAUCGGGUGGUUAGGGUUCGGAGCAUUGUUUGUGAUGUCAAGUAGUGGGAGAAGCAGCGCUCUCCAGCACGCGGCAAGGUUGAGUGACCUUGACUGGCUAUCACCGAGAGAGAGAGAGAGAGAGAGAGAGAGAGAGAGAGAGAGAGAGAGAGAGCAAGCACACAAUAACAAUGAAAAUCCUGCUUAGUGAGGGUGAUGUUUUCUGGAUUUCCUGGUACAUGUUUCCUUCCCUCCCUCCUUCAUUACAGUAAUAGCCAUUAUCACGUGCUUCCUUCCUCCCGCAUUUACCCUUCCCCGCCCUUCCCGCCCGCCCUUGUUCAUCCUGGUGCGACUCUUUACGAUCCACAGCCCAGGAUGAUGAACUUCACUUUAUUACUGUUGCCGGUGGUGGUGGUGGAGGUGGACGUUUUUUCAGUUGUUUCGUAAUAACAAAGCUCCACUGCCUGACAUGUUUCCAGCCGCCAGCUCGUGACUCGGGUAUUACGUUACUUUUGCAACACGACCGCCGCGAACACAAACCAGCAAACCAAUUUCUCGUCUGAGUUAGGUUGGCGGCACCGAGAUUAUUGUCUGGCGCCUUCAUGUCACACGCGCGCCUUACACACGGACUCAGAAACCCCACGUGUGGCUUGUAAACUGGUAAUAAUAAUGGCAGAAGUGAAAACAUAAAUUACGGUGUAGCAGGAAAUUAUGUGAAAACAAUGGCGCACGCACUACAUUAUUUGUUUUGUUUUUUUUUCCGCGAACGUGUUGUGCACCGAGCACCAACUAGCAUGUUCUAGUAUGACCAUGCUAAGGCUACAGUGUUCUGAUGAUCGUACGAUCCAGUAAUCACACUGACAAUACUUUUUGUCCCUACAACGAUAUACGUAUUCGUGGUUUUGCCGCAGUCUUAACAACAUCGGCGAUCCAAAACAACAGCCGCGCCACUUUACUUCUUCGCGUCCAGAGGGUGUCAGGCUACACUGGAGACGCAAAAACAAGGCUUGUGGUGUCUGAAGCGUUUAGUGUAAUAUGAGUGACCACAUAGCACAUCACUUAAUGCUUGUGAUUGCAGUAACUGAGUGCACCGUUUUGCUUGGCUCAUGUUCACUGGCGUGGCGUGGAUGCAGCAGUGCAGCUGUCACGCCUGGCGGGGCUGUACCUCACUGGCGCAGCGCUCCUCGAGCGAUGACUGCAUGUGGUCGAACAUUUGUUCAUAUAAAACAUACAGUAAAGCGUGCAGUCAUAUUUUGCAUUGAUUGGUUGUUAUGGAAAUGUUACCUGACUACUAUAGUUGUGAACACGGUAACAUACGAGGUAAAAUACGAGGAAGGAGGCGGGGUGGCGUUGAGGACACGAGGUGGGAACACUUGCUGUGAGGAACGGGAGAAUAUUGAUUGGCUUCCCGGAAUAUUGCUUCCUGGUGCUGCCAUGGCCACGAAAGGUCACUGAGGGAAGAGUGGUCUUAUCAUCAGUACUAAAAUAACUAGCAUGUCCCGCCUCGCCUGGUAGUGUGUGGUGGUACCUUCACCCGUGGCUUGGUUCUUGAUGUAAUUUAAAGUCGCCAUUGUGUAGCCCACCGCCCCACCAAGUAUUAACAGAAAUCUUAGGACUCUAGUAGACUUUUCUUGAUGAUGAAUGCACCAGUUCAUACUACUCUUAACAAUUGAUUGAACAAAAGCUAUGGUUGGUUUUUGUUUGAAAUCAGACCCAGUAUCAACACACAAGACCACAACACCUUAGUUUGUGGAUUAUGCUCAAAUGUUUUCUGCCCUGCCCUGCACUGUCUGCAUGCUGGUGUCAGGAUUUAUGGGUAAAAUUUCGGUACAAUUUUAACACACCGCCAAUACUUCUUUGUGAACUUCCGGCGAGGAGUGUUUAAAAUGUGCCCGCGUAAUUUGUAUGGAGGCGUCGCAUUACAAUAUUAUGGAAGCACUGCUGUUUUAUGCAUGAAUUAAAUGGGAGUGCCUUCAGAAUUUGGUGUUGGACAUAAAUUAAGUGGUUUUGUUGCUCGACUUACCGCAUAUUUUAGCGUGUUGUGUGUUGAACUCAAGGCGGCGAACGAGUGGCAGUCAGCUGAGUGGCCGACUCCCCCCUCUCCUUUGUCUCUCUCUCUCUCUCUCUCUGCCCAAACGCACGGACAUGGCAGCCCUCCCUUUUGCCUUCGAUAUUCACACGGGCGCGCCACGACGCUGUCAUGGGAUGUGUAGAGUGUUGAGCCCUGUGUGGCGUGUCAGCCUAUGCCCUGGCAUACUGGUGGGUGUGUGAGGCAAGGAGUGGAGUGAGGCGAGGCGGCGGUGGCAAGAUGACGCUCGGGAAGAUAAAGGUGUAUUGACUAUGGGUGUUGAGGUUACUUCUCUGAGCCAUUCCGGGACAGCCUGUUUGUCAUGACGCGUGUCAUAACUUCACGACAGCACUGUUUGUGGGGGUGAGGAAGGGCAAGGAUGACAACGAUGGUGAUGGAGCAAAUACAAUCAGCAGUAGUGGUAGCAGUGUUGACAGCAGCAGCAGCUGCUGCACCGACCACCACCUUCCUGUCUGUGGCUCGGGACAUGGUGCCACCUGCCUCAGCCACUUCCAACAACACCGUGUCAGCCAGUAGCAUUUCUGAGUGCGGCCAGCUGUGUUUUGCUGCGACAACUGAGUACUGCUUGGCCUUUGUGUGGCGUCCAGGUGUUUCCCCUCAGGCUCUGGUGACUCCCUCCAACAAGAGCAGCAAUCUGAGGAGAAGUGUGAGCAGUGAGGGCAGGUGUGAGCUUCUGGCCUGCCUGCCGCACCCUGCCUCCCUCCUUCCCUUGCCUGGCGGUCACCUGUUUGUGGUCAAGACUGGCGACUCGACUGUACCUCCCCCGACCUUCACCCCAACACUAGUGCCCAGCAGCUACUCCAUGGCCUGCACCUUUGCGUACCGGGUGUUUGCCGCCCCUCAGCUGGGUUACUGGCAGGCCAACAGGAAGUGUUCACAGGACGGAGCAAGGCUGAUUGUGUUCAAGAGUCCCGAAGAGGAGGAGAUUGUGAGUGAGGCUGUCAAUCCCACUGAGCCUUACUGGAUUGGGCUGACAGACCGCCAGACAGAAGGGGUGUGGCGCUGGGCUGAUCGGAGCAAGUUGACCUACAGUAAUUGGGACAGUGGUCAGCCCAACAACUACAUGCGUGGAAACAAGGACCAGGAUUGUGUGAUGCUGUUCAAUGGUCACUGGAAUGACCACCAGUGUCAGGAUGCCCUGCGUUUCAUCUGCCAGGUGCCGCUGCUGUACCGCUGAUGCCGUGCUGCUCCCUCUCGCCUACGAGUGGUGAUGGUGGUUGUGGCGGCACAUACAGGAGCCAGCAUCCUACAGGACUGCAUAGGAUACAAGUGACACCACCAGGCUACACUCAAUCUCACAGCAGGUGUGUUCGCUGCCUGGCUGUGUAACAUGCCCACUGAUGGGUACAGUCCCCACUACUGCAGCUAAUGGUAAGCAGCAGUGGUCCCUCCCUCCCCUCAAACAUCCCAGUGUUGUAUUUAUCCCUCCUGAGUGUUUUACACAAGUUACAUUCUACUGAUAUGCUUGCAUGCAUUUUGGAUAUGCACUUGUAUUACAUGCUUAAUGUUCAGAGUGAACUCAAUUUGCUGGGGCAUUGUGUACCCAGUGGGGUCAGUAUUUUCUUGACACAUUUUUGCCCUUAGUAUAUAUCUGCCUGCCAUCUCUUGGGUGUGGCUUCAAAACAGGAAAGUUUUGUGUGGCCUGUCUUGUACAGUGCUGCUGAAAUGGAAGAUCAAGAUGGACAAUUCCCCCCCACCACUCUCUCUCUCUCUCUCUCUCUCUCUCUCUCUCUCUCUCUCUCUCUCUCUCUCUCUCUCUCUCUCUCUCUCUCUCUCUCUCUCUCUUUCCACCACAGCCCACAGGACCCAGGUUAUGUCCCCCACAGUAUGUUUACAUACCACAGGCAACAACACACCAGGGCUUUCAACCCCCCCCUGCUCCUGGAUCCACACACACACACACACACACACACACACACACACACACACACACACACACACACACACAGGGAUCCUCAUACACAAUUUAUCUUCAUCACUUCAAACACACUUGUUACACACAUUACUGGCCACACACCAAGCCCAAUUUCCAAUUCAAUACCAGUGUCAUGAAAAAUUAUUUGUAAACAGGAGUGCUAGUGAGUAUCCAUUGUGUUUAGGAUGCUACUUGUGAUUGCCUUAGCUUUGUGUAUCAUUGAGAUCAAUAACAACAAUAAAGGUCUUGAAGACA
Scylla paramamosain (green mud crab) is the source of this 4324-nucleotide messenger RNA. RefSeq names its product brevican core protein-like. NCBI's taxonomy places the organism in Eukaryota, Metazoa, Arthropoda, Malacostraca, Decapoda, Portunidae. Bases 2513 to 3331 code for a protein of 272 amino acids. The record is from RefSeq and is a predicted model, not a curated record. The transcript is spliced from 7 exons.